GCGAUGAUAUGAUGAUAUCCAACGACAUGUCUAUUCAAUCUGUUUCCUUAUCUCUCUCUUCCUUUAUCUCUCUUUCUCUCUCUCUCUUUUUGUUCUUCCUUGCUUCAAUCACUCACCCUAGAUACAACGCCUGUAUAUACUAAACUCCAUUGUCUUGUGCAUACUUUCGUACCAAUAACUGCUAUUAACUAUUGAUCAGUCUAAUAAUCAAAGAAAGCAGCCAUUGAAGCGUGCUUUCAUUUUUGGCAUCCUCUUUCCCGAUCCACACCCUUGUUAUUUGAAUCUGAAUUAUUGUCUCAAGUCUACAUAAAAAGAAGACGAUCACCAUGGUUCCUCCAGUAUUGCGUCCCAUGACAAUCGCAACAGCAGCAGGACUAGUUGCUGGUGGCGCUUUUGCCUCUUACACGACCGUAUAUGCUGAUGAAUACAAUUAUGAUGAUCGCGAGUAUGGACCUCGUCAUCACUACCAUCGCAAUUAUAACGAGGAUGAUAAUGAAAACGUGCGGUCGUAUGACUCUGAACGCCUUCAUCCUCAUCAUUAUCAUUAUCAGCAGCAACGACAGCAGCAGCAACGGCAGAGAUUCGCCCCUCAAGAGCAGCGCUUCAUGCAUCAGCAACAAUCCUUGAUCUCACACGAAGAGGAGCUCUUGCCUGGCCUGCUCUACGUAGCCCUUGCUGGCCUCACCGGAUCUCUUGUUGCCCGUCAAAGAAACAUUUUGAUUCGCAUGUUCUCGCCAUUAGCAUUUGCCACUGCUGCGGGUGCAUACUUUUUGCCCAGUACCACUCAUUCCAUCAUCGACUCAAUUGGUGGAGGACCUAUGACGUCGACCUGCGCUCAACACCCUGAUCUUACAAGCCAAAGGUCUACAUCGGCCUCCUAUCCUUCCUCGGAGACGUUUGCUACUCCCAUAUCCUCCAACGUCCAUCCCCGCAAAGGUGAGCUAGCCUCGCGUGCGCGCGAUGCUUGGCCUUUGACGGAGUCUCGUGUCGAGCACGCUGCCGAUAAGGUCCAACAGAAAGCCCAUGAUGCCGCCAGUAAGGUUCAACAGCAUCGGAGUGGUUAUACAUACGAUACUGAAGAUACCAUCGAUGAUGUACAGAAUGAAGCUCAAAAGGUCCAAAGCAACGCUCCGUUUUGGUUCUACACUACCAAGCACAGAGGAAGUAGUGCGGUCGAGGACACUUCUGAGACAGUCAAGAAUAAAGCCAGAAAAGUCCAGCACUGGGGGGAUCAAAAGUUGCAUGGUGCAGAGGACAAGCUGCAAGAUAUGAAGAGUCAAGCCAGAGAGACCCAGAAGGAGGUCAAGGGCUGGUGGAACGAUAAGAGCUCGGAGGCUGGUGAGAAAGCCCAUGAGUUGGAGGCAAAGACCAAGGAGGCCUCCAAAGAGGCUAAACAAUGGUGGACCGAAAAGUCCUCCGAGGCCAAAGUGAAGGCCAAAGAGCUCGAGGGUACAGCCAAAGGAGUUACUCAAGAAGCCAAAGAGGCUGCGAAAGAGGCCAAGCAUUGGUGGGAUAGAACCUCGACUGAAGUCGACGAGAAGGCCAAAGAGCUUGGAGAAAAAGCCAAAGAGACAACAAAGGAAGUUAAACACUGGUGGAACAAGACCUCGACCGAAGCAGGACAAAAGGCCCAUGAGCUCAAGGACAAGACCAAGGAGAUAUCCAAGCAAGCAGGUGAAAAGUACGAAGAGGUCAGAGAAAAGACCAUAGAUGUCUCCAAGCAAGCUGGCGAGAAGUUUGAAGAUAUCAAGGAGAAGUCCAAAGAUGUUAAAGCUUGGGUAGAGGACAAGGCUCAUGAUGCUGGAAAGGCAGCUGAAGACGUUUCCAACAAAGCUGCAGAUGUAGCCAAGAAGACGAAGGACUGGGUUUCAGAAGAGAAAGAGAUUGUGGAUAAGAAGUUGGAGGCCUCAGUCAAGGAUGCAGACCAGUGGUGGGAGAAACAGGCCGCCAAAGAAGCUGCUGCUGAAAAGGAACGUCUCUACAAGGAGGCAGAAAUAGUUGCUGAAAAGGCUUCUCAUAUUUCUGACAAGCAUAAGCCGUUUUGGUCAAGCCGCUCCAAGUCUGAUAAGGACAACGUCGCAGUGCAUGCCCACAAGAACGCUUCGACCUACAUUUCUAGCGAUAGCUAUAUGGAUGGCCUCUUAGAUAACAGGGACAUUAAUAGCCAUGCCUCCACCGCUACUAGCCCAAAAGCCGAUGAAGCUGACUUGGAGUCCAGAAUCGAGCGCGACGCAUACAUGCUGGUCCAUCCACGAGAGCCAGAGUACUGGACCAACGGGGAAGAGGUCGGUACUGCCAAUGUUCGCGAUGCCAAUUAUUACAACUACCCUGGCAGCUUUAAUGGCAGUUCUCUAGGCCGUACCUCAUGGUGGAGCCGCCAAGGAGCAUCUGCUAAUGAGCUAUCUUCUCUCAAGGACAAGGCCGAGUCUUUGGUCUGGGAAACUAAGCAGGCUGCCGAAAGGGCCGCCAUUGAUCUUGCUGAUAACCUAGCCCGUGAACAGGCUGCUCUCGAAAGGGCUGCUGCAGACGCUAGACGUCGUGCAGAGGAAGCAGCUCUCCGAGCCAAGGCACAGAGUGAUAUCCUCCUACGUGAGCGCCAGGCAACGCUCGAGCGAGCUGCCAAAGAUAUGGAGGCCCGUUUUGCGGCUGAAAAGGCUGCUGCUGAACGUGCAGCUGCAGAUGUUAAGGCUAAAGCCGAGGCAUGGGAGAAUGAGCAACGAAUGCUGGCUGAGAAGGCAGCCAAGGCAGUAGAGGACCGCGUUGCGCAGGAAAAGAUGGCUGCGGAGAAGGCUGCAGGCUCACUCAAGGCUCGUGCGGAGGCUUGGGCACGUGAGCAGAAGGAAAGGGCAGAGUUAACAGCCAAGGAAGUUCACAACCGCGUCAUCCAUGAGACCACCCUGGCAGAGAAGAAUGCUCGUGAAGCCAAAGCCGCCCUCGAGGCCAAAGUCAGGGCCGAGAAGCUCGAGGUUGAGCGCAAUACACGCGAACUCGAGGAAAGGAUUCGCCUGGGAAUGAAUAAAGAAAAGGCACAAGUAGAAAUCCGGGCACGUGAGGAACAACAGGCAAAGGAGCAGAGACUCAAGGAUGAAAAGACCACUGCAGCGGAAACAAAGAAGCGUGCAGAAACUCUGUUGGCAGAAAACAAGCGUGUGGCCGAGCACGAUUCCAAGGCCUCUACUUCGUCCGGUUGGAGUUGGCCAUGGUCGUCAUCCAAGUCAUCCACCUCAAGUUCCUCUAAGCACCACAACGAUGAGCAUGUACCGGAAACUAGCCAGACUACUAAAGCAGCCUCGAGUGAGGCCAAUGCCGAACGUCGCUCGUGGUGGUCCCCUGGUUCGUCAUCAUCCUCCAGUGCCGCGGACAGAGCUAGCGAAGUUGGAAUCAACGUUGAGGCUGCCGCUAAGAAGGCUGAAAGAGAUGUCAAAGUCCGCGCCUCAGAGACAGGCAAAAAAAUGAAUGAGACUGCUAAAAAGGCGUAUGACAAUGUCAUCGAUGCUGCCACGCCUGGCCGCGAGCAAAUGUCUUCUACUCACACCGCAGCACAUGGUCAUGAACAUGGUGGCUACAGCGAGAACGUACGCACGAAUGCCAAUGAGCAUGGUCUUGUGGAUCAUAUCCGUGAAGACCUGCGUCAGACCAAAGAAGACAUCCAAUACGGCGUUGAACACCUGAAGGAGGCUGUCUUUGGUGGCAGUACAGAACGUACGGGCCAAAAGGCGGCUGAAGAAGGCAAGAAGUGGUGGAACACAAAGUCCGAACAAAUGGAUGCCAAGGCCAAGGAUACAAAGGCUCAAGUGAACGAAGCAGUGUCAGAGAGCAAGGGCUGGUGGAAUGCACGGGCCAAAGGCGCAGAGAAGAAGUUGGACCAUAUAGAGAGCGAGGUCCACCAGGGCCUGAACAAAGCGGGAGAGAAGCUGCGCGAGAUGGAUCGUGAAGCAGUCGACUCUGAAGCGGAAUUCUGGCGCAGACGUGAACAGCAGGAACGCCGCGAGUCUGGCCGUGCUAUGUAAUAAAAAUAAAAUAAAAUAAAAAAAUAAAGACAAAC
This is a messenger RNA of Lobosporangium transversale, 4045 nucleotides long. RefSeq lists its product as hypothetical. Bases 327 to 4010 code for a protein of 1227 amino acids. The record is from RefSeq and is a predicted model, not a curated record. Gene Ontology annotation, biological process: cristae formation. The transcript has 4 exons. Lineage: Eukaryota; Fungi; Mortierellomycota; Mortierellomycetes; Mortierellales; Mortierellaceae. Gene Ontology annotation, cellular component: MICOS complex; mitochondrial crista junction.